Messenger RNA from Oncorhynchus gorbuscha (pink salmon), 2485 nucleotides. RefSeq lists its product as uncharacterized. Bases 439 to 1815 code for a protein of 458 amino acids. The transcript is spliced from 9 exons. Gene Ontology annotation, molecular function: protein tyrosine kinase binding; MHC class II protein binding. Lineage: Eukaryota; Metazoa; Chordata; Actinopteri; Salmoniformes; Salmonidae. The record is from RefSeq and is a predicted model, not a curated record. Gene Ontology annotation, cellular component: external side of plasma membrane; membrane raft. Gene Ontology annotation, biological process: positive regulation of ERK1 and ERK2 cascade; interleukin-15-mediated signaling pathway; T cell activation.
UUGCCUGUGUGCGUGUUUGUGUUUCUGUACUAGCCUUUUCCCCCUGUGCCAGUCCUAUAAGUGUUUAUCAGUCACCAACAGUGGACACAGUGACACUCUCUUCCUGAACACUAUCAAGGUUUUGGACAGGUCGUAUCCUGUUCAAAGUAAAGACACAAGUUCGGCCCCAAAUUACACCAUAUCCCUUAUAUAUUGCACUACUUUUGACCGGUACUAUUUGCCCCGGUCAAAAGUAGUGCACUAAAUAGGGUAUAGAAUGCCAUUUGAAACGCAACCACAUUCCCUGUUAAUGACAGUUAUAGAAUACAGAAAUGUUGCUAGUAAACUGGAGAUGAGAAGGGUGUUGUUGUUUGUGGUGGUGGUGGGUGCUAGUGGAGAGAGUGUGUGGGUCUGUGUGUGAGUUGACUUAACACCUGCUCAGCUGCCUCCACUUGGACCAUGGAGUUUAGAUGUCUCCUCUUUGUUCUUAUUUCUUCUUCGGCGGUGCUCAUCACUCAAUCUGACACGACCACUAAAGACCCUGACUGGAGUGAUGUCGUCGUGACAAUGGUUGGCAGGGAAGUCACCUUACCCUGUGUUGAUUGGCCUCUCACGGGCUCUGUGAGCAUUAAUUGGAAGAUGAAGUCUCCCGGGGUGGACCACUGGAAACUGGUCCUCUCAGCCAAUGAGAGGCAGCAGUUCUCGGGCGCAGCCUCAAAGGCUUCCAUGCGAUUGGUUGACUCAAACUUUCAGGAAACUGGGGACUUCUCUCUACUGUUUGUCCCCAAAAUGGAGGACAAGGGUCGCUACUCCUGUCUGAUUAAACAGCAAGAGAAGAAACUGAGAGAGAAGAUCAUACUAUUAGCCAUCCUCACAGUCUCUAUCUUUCCUUCAGCCACUCUCCCUCACCACAGCACACUGCGUCUGAUGGCAGAAGUGUCCCCUGCCUCCGCCGUUUCUGAGGUAACCUGGCUGUCCCCUGGCGGGACGCCGCUACGAUUGGCAAGGAGGUCAGGGGGGGGUGUUGCCAAGCUGCCCCAGAUACGCUUCACUGACCAAGGGGUAUACAUCUGCCAGGUAUACCCAAGGGGUAACAGCAGCUCCCCUAUGUUCCCCUUCACUGUGGACCUCCGCGUGGAUGGUUUGAAUGUGGCCUCGUUCACCAAUAUAAGCCAUAGUGCUCAGAUCUCUAUGGCCAGUCUCACCCAGACCCCUCUCACCCUCGCCUGCCCUCCGAUGCGGGGUGAUUAUGUCCUGCUCUAUUGGAAGCCUCCAGACAGCAGAAACAUUAACACCACAACCCUGGUCUACGGGUACGACCGCUGGAGGGACCGCACAGAGAAGAGCAAGACUCAUGCCCAGCUGAGCCUGGACGGGCCAUUGUCUACCCCAAAAGAGGGUUUCUUCUCCUUCCUGCUGAGCCCGGGGCUGAAUGACGGAGGCCUCUACAUGUGUGAGGUCUUCCUCAAUGACAACGCGUUCAGCCAGAGGACCCUACUUAGCAUCCUCCAAGUGAAAGCCAGACAUUCUCCAUCAGCCCUGGUCCUGACGUGUCAUUAUACAGAACGCUCCCAGGUGAAGCGGGUGGUGUGGAGCCACCAGAACCAGAGUCGCACGCUGAAGUGGAGCUCCUCUGGCCCGGGUCGCCUCAGCACAGAGGUCCCCCUGUCCCCCACCCAGAACACGGCUGGGAACUACACCUGCACCAUGCAGCUGCAGAACGGACAAGCGGUCAAGGCAGUUUACACCGUCAAACUGCCCCCGAAAGCCAGACAAGUUGACCUGAAGUUGCUCUACAACCACUAUAAAACGCUUCACAGAGCACUGACCUUGUAGCCCCGCCUGCCUGCCUGCUCGCCUGCCUGACUGCCUGCCCGUGUGCCUGCCUGGCUGAGUGACAGACUGUUUAUGGCUUCUGUCCCAACGGAGGUAAUGGGUUGUCACUGUCAUCACCACCAGACCCGCAUGGGUUCAAAUAGUAUUGGUUUCCCUGUCUCUCUGUGUCUGUCUGUGUCACUCUCUCUCUCUCUCUUUCUCUCUCUCCCUCUCUUCACACCCCCACACUUCUUCAGAUGAUAAGUGUAAAUGGUGAGGGAGGACACCAGGACAGCUCUCUGGAAUGUAUUCACAUUCAUUGUAUCUGAGGAAGCACACACAGCCACAGAAGGAUCUGACAGUUGAAUGAAUCUCCUAAUGGGGAUGAGCUCACUACCAAUACCCCCAUACAUCACUGAUACCGAGGAGCCAUGAUGAUGACACACAACAAAGCAAUGUUUUAACAAGAGUAAUGGAUAUGCAAAGGGAAGUGUUUAGAAUGAGCUGUUUGUGAGGGCUGUUUGAACGUUGUAUUGUGGUCUUGUUCUCCCAUUUACUCUCUUAUUGGGAUGUGGGAGAGAAGAGAGGAGAUGGGAGGCAGGGAAAGAGAGAGAGCGAGAUGGGAGGCAGGGAAAGAGAGAGAGCGAGAUGGGAGGCAGGGAAAGAGAGAGAGCGAGAUGGGAGGCAGGGA